This is a messenger RNA of Callorhinus ursinus (northern fur seal), 1240 nucleotides long. RefSeq names its product chymotrypsin like elastase 1 (gene CELA1). Lineage: Eukaryota; Metazoa; Chordata; Mammalia; Carnivora; Otariidae. Gene Ontology annotation, molecular function: serine-type endopeptidase activity. The record is from RefSeq and is a predicted model, not a curated record. Gene Ontology annotation, biological process: proteolysis.
GACUCUUGCCCCAUGGAACUCACUCUUGCUAGGGAAGCAGAAGGAAGCAAGUCAGGACAAGCCUGGAGGUGUUCAGAGCUGUGCUAGCCCUGCCAGCUGGUGGCAAGAAGGUCAGCAAAGCCGCUGUUAAAGGGAAGGUAAAGAGGGCUCGGUUCAUGGCAAGGGGGCAGUGAUCCACUCAGCCAGCAACAUGCUCCGCUUCCUGGUGUUCACCACCCCGGUCCUUUAUGGACACAGCACCCAGGACUUUCCAGAAACCAAUGCCCGGGUAGUUGGAGGGACUGAGGCCCGGAGGGAUUUCUGGCCCUCUCAGAUUUCCCUCCAGUACCUGUCUGGGGGCAAAUGGUAUCACACCUGUGGAGGGACCCUCAUCAAACAGAACUGGGUGAUGACAGCUGCUCACUGCAUGGACACACAAAUGACCUUCCGUGUGGUGGUUGAACACAACCUGAACCAGAAUGAUGGCACCAAGCAGUCUAUGAGUGUGCAGAAGAUCGUGCAUCCAUCCUGGAACAGCAAUAACGUGGCUGUCGGCUAUGACAUUGCCCUGUUGCGCCUGGCCCAGAAAGUGACCCUCAACAGCUAUGUCCAGCUGGGUGUUCUGCCACAGGAGGGAACCAUCCUGGCCAACAACAGCCCCUGCUACAUCACAGGCUGGGGCAGGACCAAGAGAGUAGGAGAGGGGCACCUGGGUGGCUCCGUCGUUAAGCGUCUGCCUCUGGUUCAGCAGGUGCAUAGCCUGCAGCAGGCCUACCUGCCCUCUGUGGACUACGUCACCUGCUCCAGCUCCUCUUUCUGGGGCCCCACCAUGAAGAGAACCAUGGUGUGCGCUGGAGGAGACCGGGUUCGCUCAGGAUGCCAGGGGGAUUCUGGGGGCCCUCUCCAUUGCUUGGUGAGUGGCAAGUACACCGUCCACGGAGUGACCAGCUUUGUGUCCAGCCUGGGCUGUAAUGUCUCCAGGAAGCCCACAGUCUUCACCCGCUCCGCCUACAUCUCCUGGAUAAACACAGUUAUUGCCUCCAACUGAAUAUCUUCCUGAAUCCAACAGCCUGCCCAGGAUGAUGCUUAGAUCCACAGUAGGACUUGAGACCGUCAAGGAAAAAACUUUCUGAGAGACCACCGAGCCAGAUACAGAAAAGCAAAUACAACUGAAUAUACAUUAUCACCCUGAGUCUUUUUGUUUGUAAUGGAGCCCUCUAAAGGAAAUGCAGUUCUAGGAUCCACAUCGGAUGUCACCACA